AUGUUGCAAUGGCCAUCUUCCCCAACCACGCCAACGCGACGUUUGGGAGAGACGGUGAGCGUUGUAAGCAUUGGACAGCUUACGGUGGCGCCAGAGGAUCCUCCACUUCCACCCAGUCGGCGUUGGACACUAGGAGCCACAAAGCAUGCCCUGGGGGGAAGGUCAGUCCUCGAACCGAUCGAAAACUCUGCGAAAGCUUGUUCUCGCCGUACUUCGGACGAAAUAUGUUUGGUAUCAUUAAGCGGAAGCAGGCACUCGUCCAGGGGCUGCUUGCCACCUUUGGAUGUAGAUGCUUCAGAUUUAGAAGAACGCCGCAUCAAGGGCUGUCGCGGGGCCUCUGAGUAUUUGCAAAGGCAAAGCCGCAGACAUGAGCUCAGCACUCAUGAGCAAUUUUUUGUGAAGGAGAGCUUUCAGCGUUUCAAGUCAGGUGCAGAGAUGAACUGCAGUGAUCUUUAUGAUGUUCUCGACCAUCUUGGAUACUUGGGCAUCACUGAGGAAGCUGCUACCUCUCUAGCAAAAGAGGUGUCUCGUUUUUCCACAUUAGAUUGGAAGGAGCUGCUCAAAGUUGUGGAGUGUGCUGGACCAUGGGAAUACGAACAGUUGCAGGUGACCUUUAAGGCACAUUCGACUGACUUGGCUGAUGGCUCAACGUUUGUUCAUGUGGCCAGACUUCCACUUCUUCUGCAUGAUCUCGGGCUAUCUUCGGAUUGGCAAGCCAUUCGUGAAAGCAUUAUGGAAGCGUUGGGACUGGAUAUACAACAGCAACCGCAGAUCCAAUCUAGCGAUUCAGAAGUUUCUGGGGAUGACAACAGCUUCCAGUUCUCAUUGGAACAAAUCAAUCUGAUUUUGGCGACACAUCGUGCAGCUCAAUGCUCCUCGUCCACUCUGCUCAAGUGUGCUGAGACUUUAUUUCUCUCUGUAGCUCGAGUCAGCACACUGAGCCAGCGCCCUGAAGUCAGCAUUCAUCGAGUCCCAGAGCUUUUGCAUCGACUGCAUGAAUACGAUGUGUCCGACAGUGUCCGUGAGAUAUGUCGUCGGCUGCGCAGCGGCGAUCUGAUGAGUGACGCCAGCGAUGCGUCAGGAGAUGAAGAUCUGCAGCGAUCGCCUUUGCUUUCCUUCUGCUUCAAUCUGACCUUGUUUUGCACAUUUCAGAGUUUGGAAACUGUGCUAGAUGUGCGUGGCAACAAGCGCUGGCCUCCUGGCAUUGCUUUGCAUGUUGCAGACUAG
This is a messenger RNA of Durusdinium trenchii, 1227 nucleotides long. NCBI's taxonomy places the organism in Eukaryota, Dinophyceae, Suessiales, Symbiodiniaceae. The record is from the annotation of a GenBank genome assembly.